AUGGCACACCAGCCAGAUGUGCCCAUCUUGAGGAUCCUCAGCGCCCCUGGGGCAGAGAUGCCUUUGUCGAGAGUUGAGUAUGAGGAAACGGAAGAGGAAGGCGUGAAGGAGCUGGUGACUCCUCAGUGGCUCGUGGAUGAUCCAGGGAGAGUUGAAUCACAGCUUAAGAAACCAGCACUGUCAGAAAGUGGAAAAAGGAAUCGUGACAAACCCAAAAAAGGGGAAAGGAAGGGAAAGAAAAAGAAAAAGAAAAACAGAGAACCAUGUGAAGGAGACUUUAAAAACUUCUGCAUUCAUGGUGAAUGCAAAUAUAUUGAACAUCUCCAGAUACCCACCUGCAAAUGCCACCCAAAUUACUACGGUGAACGUUGUGUCGAACAGUUCUUGAAGUCACACAGAAGCAAUGAGGCGGUCAGCCAGUCAACCGCCAUACUAGUGGUGGUGGCCGUUGUCUUCUCCGUCUUCAGUUUUGCUGCCAUUGUGGUUGUUGUCAUAAUGCAGGUAAGAAAAAAAUAUCCUAAAUGUGAAGAGAAAGAAGAAAAGAAAAAACUCCGCCAAGAAAAUGGAAGUCCAAGCAAUGAACGAGAUGAAGUUGAAGAGGCUGUUGGUGAAGCUCAUGAGACUCCAUGGAGACAUGUCUUUGAUCACCUGUACCGAGGCCCGCUGGAUGACUGGUACUCCGGGAGGGAGACACCGCUUCAAGACCAGGCCCCAGCCACCUCGACCCCUUGCCCCCGGGAGGAGGAACACUGUCUUCUACAGGAGCGGAACCACGAACUGACCUGGGAGAAUCGGGACCUCCAGGCCCAGCUGGGGGCCCUGCAGAUGGAGAUGACGGCGCUAGCAGGGACGGUGCGAGGACUCCGAUCAUCCAUCGGCGCUGCGACUACCCUCCCCGUUCAUUCUCCAUGCACAGUCGCCCGGGACGUGCAGAUCUCCUUUGAUGGGACCUGCGCCGUUACCCCACUUUCUACUGCAACUUUCUUGCUUCAUGAACGAUCAGGGUGA
Messenger RNA from Euleptes europaea (tarantolino), 1008 nucleotides. It is a transcript of the gene AREG, whose product is annotated as amphiregulin. Bases 1 to 1008 code for a protein of 335 amino acids. Gene Ontology annotation, biological process: positive regulation of cell population proliferation; epidermal growth factor receptor signaling pathway; positive regulation of mitotic nuclear division. The record is from RefSeq and is a predicted model, not a curated record. The transcript has 6 exons. NCBI's taxonomy places the organism in Eukaryota, Metazoa, Chordata, Lepidosauria, Squamata, Sphaerodactylidae.